CGGCAUGAGCUUCCCGCGGCCCCUGCGCCGCGCCGUCAGCCUGAGUCCAGCGCGGACCCUCCGGCUGGUGGUGCUGGGGCAGAGCGCCGUGGGCAAAACAGCUUUGACAGUGAGAUUCAUCACCAAGCGAUUUAUCGGUGAUUAUGACCCUACAUUGGAGAUGAUCUACAGGCAUACAGCUGUCAUUGAUGGAGAAAUGGUGCAUUUUGAAAUUCUUGACACAGCAGGACAGGAGGAAGACUCCCUACAAAUAGAAGAGAAGAUUAAAUGGGGAGAUGGCUUUGCUGUGGUUUACUCAGUCACUGACAGAUGCAGCUUCGAUGAAGUGAUGAGGCUGUGUUUCCUCAUCAACCACAUUCAUUCCAGCCCAAAGAGGAGCAGUGGGAGUGAGCAGCCACCAGUGGUGAUCAUUGGAAAUAAGAAAGACCUGCAGUUUGACCGGAUGGUGACCUCUGAGGAUGGGGAGAACCUCUCCAAGGCUUUGAAGCAUCCUUUCUAUGAGAUUUCUACCAGGGACAGCUAUGAGGAGGCUGUGAUGGUGUUCAAUACCCUGUAUAGUGAGCUGAUGAAACAAGGGAAUUUUUCUCCAGGGACCUUCAAGAGGCGAGCUGUGUCUAAACUGAUGGAGAAGAUCCCUAGGAUUCAUGCCAACUCGACCCUGACCUCAAGUGGCAGGAGCCUGAGCUUCAACUCUUUCAGAGAUUACAUCCCAGAGUGAACUUUCGCACAGGCAUUGUGUGGUGGUGAAUAGUGCAUAAAGGGACCAGCAGGAGUGGGCAAAGGGGAGGCUAUAGAUCUAGUCACAAUCCAAGUCCAGGGUCCUGUAAAUAGUUAGGAAGGGGAUUUUUAAAAUAAUAAUUUUUAGUCCAGGAAGAUCAUAUGGUGACCUUGGGUGAUUGUAGUGAGGGGAAGGUAAUAUGGGCAGAAAUGUAUCCCCUCUUCUCCUUUAGAGCUUGGUCUUUUAAAUCUUGGCCACUUCUCCCUCUAGCCACACUGCAUAUUAUGGCAUUAUGACCUCUCUUCAAGGAAG
Molecule: messenger RNA, 1030 nt
Organism: Heteronotia binoei (common prickly gecko)
Lineage: Eukaryota; Metazoa; Chordata; Lepidosauria; Squamata; Gekkonidae
Product: ras-related and estrogen-regulated growth inhibitor-like
Exons: 4
Coding region: 5-718 (237 amino acids)
Molecular function (GO): GTPase activity; GTP binding
Source: RefSeq, a predicted model, not a curated record